AUGCCAUCAGCAACCCAUUCAUUUGGCGAUGUUGAAUACUGGAAUAACCGCUUUUCUCAAGAAGAACAAUUUGACUGGUUAGCGGACUUUGCUGUCCUUGAGCCCUGGCUGAGGAAAGCAAUUGCCGAGAGAUCUGGUCAUAAUGAGAAGCCCCAAAUAUUGCACAUAGGAUGUGGAUCUUCAGCUCUGUCAAUACAACUCAGGAAGCUGGUCGAAUCACCAAAGCAAAUUCAUAAUGUGGACUACUCGUCUGUGGUCAUAGACCGGAAUCGACAGCGCGAAAUCGAAUUGCUGGACUCUUCGCAGGCUACAUCUGAACCUACUUGUUGGUCAACACUGAACCUGUUGUCAGCAUCACAGAUCUUGGAUUAUGGAGCUUUUGGGAAGAAAUUCGAUGCGAUCAUUGACAAGUCCACCUCUGACGCUAUAUCCUGCGCCGAGGAUGUAACAAUCGACCUACCAUAUCAGAUAAGCCGAUUCCACACAAGUCAGCCUAUACUCCCAACGACGACAAGGACUGUGUUCCCUCUGGAUUUAUUGGCCAAUCAUCUUGCUUACCUUGCAGAUCCUGGUUGUCAAUGGAUUGUAUUGAGUUAUUCAUCUUCACGCUUCUCACAUUGGAAUGACAGAGUCCAGACAGAAGGACUUCCACACCCGCUCGAGCUCUGGAAUCUAGAAAGGCAUGAGAAGAUCGAGCAGCCACCAGAUCCUAACGACACUGUUCACAGACCGCCUGUCAUGCACCAUUUGUAUAUAUUGCGCCGUACGGACGUGCAGCUCAACCAGGUGAUUUAG
This is a messenger RNA of Aureobasidium melanogenum CBS 110374, 795 nucleotides long. RefSeq lists its product as uncharacterized. The record is from RefSeq and is a predicted model, not a curated record. The coding region runs from base 1 to 795 and encodes 264 amino acids. NCBI's taxonomy places the organism in Eukaryota, Fungi, Ascomycota, Dothideomycetes, Dothideales, Saccotheciaceae. The transcript has a single exon.